Drosophila nasuta is the source of this 2041-nucleotide messenger RNA. RefSeq names its product integrator complex subunit 11 (gene IntS11). Gene Ontology annotation, biological process: snRNA processing. Gene Ontology annotation, molecular function: RNA endonuclease activity. The record is from RefSeq and is a predicted model, not a curated record. The coding region runs from base 112 to 1905 and encodes 597 amino acids. NCBI's taxonomy places the organism in Eukaryota, Metazoa, Arthropoda, Insecta, Diptera, Drosophilidae. Gene Ontology annotation, cellular component: nucleus. The transcript is spliced from 3 exons.
GUACAUCGUUCGCAGCCCAUCGGCAUAUUUGGCCAUUCACACUGCGGUCACAUUGAAUUGUAUUUUCGACUAUAUGAGAAAUUCUAUAAUUGAAAAUCAUCUACCAUCAAAAUGCCGGACAUCAAAAUAACCCCAUUGGGCGCCGGCCAAGAUGUGGGUCGCAGUUGUCUGUUGCUCUCGAUGGGCGGGAAGAACAUAAUGCUCGACUGUGGCAUGCACAUGGGCUACAACGAUGAGCGACGCUUUCCAGACUUCUCGUACAUUGUGCCUGAAGGACCCAUCACGAGUCACAUUGAUUGUGUGAUCAUCUCGCACUUCCACUUGGAUCACUGCGGUGCCUUGCCUUACAUGUCGGAGAUCGUUGGUUACACCGGUCCCAUCUAUAUGACCCAUCCAACCAAGGCCAUUGCGCCAAUUUUGUUGGAGGAUAUGCGUAAAGUUGCCGUGGAGCGUAAGGGUGAAUCGAAUUUCUUCACCACGCAAAUGAUCAAGGACUGCAUGAAGAAGGUAAUUCCAGUCACAUUGCACCAAAGCAUGAUGGUAGACACAGAUCUGGAGAUCAAAGCGUAUUACGCUGGUCAUGUGCUUGGAGCUGCAAUGUUUUGGAUCAAAGUCGGCUCACAGAGCGUCGUCUAUACGGGCGAUUACAACAUGACACCAGAUCGACAUUUGGGCGCUGCCUGGAUCGACAAAUGCCGGCCCGAUUUGUUAAUCUCCGAGAGCACCUAUGCAACGACAAUACGCGACUCAAAGCGAUGUCGCGAACGUGAUUUCCUUAAAAAAGUCCACGAAUGCGUGGCCAAGGGUGGCAAAGUGUUGAUACCCGUCUUUGCCUUGGGUCGAGCACAAGAAUUGUGCAUUUUGCUGGAGACGUAUUGGGAGCGUAUGAACCUCAAAUAUCCCAUAUACUUUGCACUGGGUUUGACAGAGAAGGCGAACACUUACUAUAAGAUGUUCAUCACAUGGACAAACCAAAAGAUACGCAAGACCUUUGUGCAUCGUAACAUGUUCGAUUUCAAGCACAUAAAACCAUUUGAUAAGGCAUAUAUUGAUAAUCCAGGUGCGAUGGUGGUGUUUGCUACGCCCGGUAUGUUGCAUGCAGGUCUCUCGCUUCAGAUCUUUAAGAAGUGGGCGCCCAACGAGAACAACAUGGUCAUUAUGCCGGGCUAUUGUGUUCAAGGUACCGUAGGCAAUAAAAUUCUAAGUGGCGCCAAGAAAGUCGAAUUCGAGAAUCGACAGGUGGUCGAAGUAAAAAUGGCUGUAGAGUACAUGAGCUUCUCUGCGCAUGCCGAUGCUAAAGGCAUCAUGCAGCUUAUACAGAACUGUGAACCCAAAAACGUGAUGCUUGUGCAUGGCGAGGCGGAAAAGAUGAAAUUCCUGCGCACCAAAAUUCGUGAUGAAUUCAAUCUGGAAACAUAUAUGCCGGCUAAUGGCGAAACGUGUGUGAUCUCCACACCGGUAAAAAUACCCGUGGAUGCCUCUGUUACUCUGCUUAAAGCAGAAGCACGCUCUUAUAACGCACAGCCACCGGAUCCAAAGCGACGUCGCCUCAUCCAUGGCAUUCUCGUGAUGAAGGAUAAUCGAAUUAUGUUGCAAAAUUUAACGGAUGCCCUUAAGGAGAUCGGCAUCAAUCGGCAUGUCAUGCGUUUCACAUCAAAGGUGAAAAUGGAUGAUCCAGGACCAAAGAUGCGCACCAUCGAAAAGCUAAAGCUACUUUUAGAAGAGAAGCUGACUGGCUGGACGGUAACGUUGCAGGAUACCGGCAUUAUAGCUGUGGAGACUGUUGAGGUUCAAGUUCAAGAGGAUGAAAAGGAUCCAAAGCAUAAGACCAUUUUAAUUACAUGGACUAAUCAAGAUGAAGAUAUUGGCGCAUACAUUUUAAAUGUCUUGCAGAAUAUGUGUUAGAUUUCAUGUAUAAAAAGUUCUUGCUGAAGAGCCAGUCUUAUCUGAUUCCAUAGUUGAUAAGUUAAAAGUUUUUCAUUUAAAGUUGCUUAUUUGAAGUUGUGCUUAAAUACAUUUUUCAACAUUUUUGUAUAACAAU